UUGAGGGGCAUUUACUCAGUGAGAGGAAGAGGUUUGAUUGUAACAGACCGCAAUGGAGAGACCAGCGCCCAGGGAAGCGAGGGAGCAGCGGGCUCCUUCCUGCAGCGCAUCGAGAUGAAAACACUUGGAGGAUCAAGACAAUGUAAUGUGUGCUUGGUACGAAGCCAAGGGUGACCAGCUCCUUCGAACAACCAACAGAAAAAAACACUUGAAUGAACAAGACAAAGUAAGAUUUCUUCAGUGCAGAGGCAAGUGUGCCCAGAUCCAUCUGAUAAACAGCAGGUGACUAGUGUUUCUGGACGUGCUGUGUUAUCCAUUUGUCGUCUGUUGUGCAGGUGUCGAAGGACAAUGCUUUUCAGUGACCGUCGUUAUGGCAGAUGAGAAGAAAUCGCAGGCAACUUCCAAGAAAGGCGCGAAGAAAAUCAUCAAGAAGGCGCCGGGGAAAAGCGGCAAGAAAAGGAGCCGACGCAGGAAAGAAAGUUACUCCAUCUACAUCUACAAAGUGAUGAAGCAGGUUCACCCCGACACCGGCAUCUCCUCCAGGGCCAUGAGCAUCAUGAACUCGUUCGUCAACGAUAUUUUCGAGCGUAUCGCAGGGGAGGCUUCCCGCCUGGCCCAUUACAACAAGCGCAGCACCAUCAGCUCCCGGGAGAUCCAGACCGCCGUGCGGCUGUUGCUGCCCGGGGAGCUGGCCAAGCACGCUGUGUCGGAGGGUACAAAGGCGGUGACCAAGUACACCAGCUCCAAGUGAGACACCUCACUGCUGAAAGCACACACAAAUCCAAAACCCAACGGCUCUUUUAAGAGCCACCCACAA
Stegostoma tigrinum is the source of this 817-nucleotide messenger RNA. Its product is annotated as late histone H2B.L4-like. The transcript has 5 exons. The coding region runs from base 371 to 751 and encodes 126 amino acids. The record is from RefSeq and is a predicted model, not a curated record. Lineage: Eukaryota; Metazoa; Chordata; Chondrichthyes; Orectolobiformes; Stegostomatidae. Gene Ontology annotation, cellular component: nucleosome. Gene Ontology annotation, molecular function: protein heterodimerization activity; DNA binding; structural constituent of chromatin.